Messenger RNA from Carassius carassius (crucian carp), 2641 nucleotides. RefSeq names its product von Willebrand factor A domain-containing protein 7-like. The transcript has 14 exons. Lineage: Eukaryota; Metazoa; Chordata; Actinopteri; Cypriniformes; Cyprinidae. The record is from RefSeq and is a predicted model, not a curated record. Bases 8 to 2506 code for a protein of 832 amino acids.
GACAGCCAUGAUUUCACUGGUUGUAGUGGCUGUAUUUCUCCUCCAGGGGGCUCUAUUUCAGCCCCCUCAGGCAGCAGCAUUCAAAAUCUUCCUUACUGAUGAAUCCCUCACACAUCAUCAAAUCACUGAGGCAGCUUUCCUCCGCAAGAUGGCAGAGGUGUGCCGAAAUGUAGCCACAGCCCGGGGAAAAGACUUUACGCUACCUAUCAACAGCAAACUGACUGCAACUACCGUCCAGAGAGCCUGCUCAAAUGCAUAUUCUUCCCUCUUGAAACUAUCCUCUUUCAAUCUGGCUAUUGUUCAGACUUCCCUUAGCAAUGCAGCUGUGGAUAGAAAGCAGUUCAGUACUGCUCACCAUUUCGAUGAUGAAGAUUUCAAAAAUGGACGAGACCUCAUUACUAAGGGCGUAGCUUCUGUGAAAGUCAGCAUCAAAAAGGGGAACUAUUUGUCUGCCCGCACCAGUCUUGGGGCUGUAUGUCAUACUUUACAGGAUUUCUAUAGCCACAGUAACUGGGUGGAACUGGGAAGCACUGCUCCUUUCAGCACACUGAUCAAACCUGACCUUCCUCUCGACAAUAUAGCAGGUCCCAACACAAAAACAUGCAGAAACUGUGUUGGAAAAAACUGCAGUGACAAUAUUCUCCCAGAUGUACUGCAGCAGAAGACAUUAACUUCUGGAUAUUUCCACUUGAUUUUAUCAUCAAAACCUGCAGGCAAAUGUAGCCAUGGCGGCUUUUUUGACAGGACCAGUUCAACAGAACCCACUGGAGGCAUUAACAAGGAUGACAUCAGUUCAGAUCACGGCUUCCUUCACUUCCGUGCUGCUGAAAUGGCUAUCAAUGCUACUAUGGAACUACUGGAAGAUAUUCGACUGGCCACAGGCGACCAAGCCUUUCUUCGACUAAUGGGCCUCACUCAGACUUCAGUUCUGGCUUUUGUGUUUGACAUCUCAGGCAGUUUGUCUCAUUACAUUGAAGUGUUCAAGAGUGUGUGUUUAAGUAUCAUAGACAGCAGGAGAGGAACAUCAGAGGAACCUUCAGAAUAUGUUCUAGUCCCAUUUAAUGGCCAGGGUUCUGGACCUUUGAAAAGGACUGCAAAAGCAGAUGCAUUCAAAGAAUAUAUUAAUUCACUUUCAGCAUCAGUUUGUGGAAACUUCUCAGACAUGUUCCUGUCAGGACUCCUGUUGACACUGACAAGAGCUCCUCCAUCAUCAGACAUUUUUGUUUUAACUGAUGCUUCAGCAAAGGACACGGAAUUAAAAAGUGCAGUUAAGGCCAUGAUAGAAAGCACCAAGUCAACAGUUAAUUUCCUGCUUACAAGCUCCUUAUUGCGUAGUGAAAAGGAUGCCUCUCCAUCAAGAUCACUGUUUCUGUCAGAUACACAGCUGUACAGUGAUCUGGCCCAUGUUUCUGGUGGACAGACCAUAGACGUCACAAACACUACAAUGUCUCAAGCCAAUGCAAUCAUUACAGAUGCUAUCACUGCUGACCUGGUAACUGUUAUACAGGUAGAGAGAAGUUCAGCCAUGGAAGAAAACUUUAGUUUUGUGCUGGAUCCAUCUCUGUCCAACACGACAGUGUAUAUCACUGGAGACUCUCCAGUCUUUACCCUUUACAGUCCUACAGGUGUGUCUCAGUCAGGUUCAGUGGCAGAUGGUCCUCUGGGCAGCAUCCUGACUGUAGGGAAUCUAAAGAGAGUUAAACUCAACUCUGACAACCAGACAGGAGAAUGGAAGAUCAGUAUAAACUCCACAAGCUCCUACACCCUGAAAGUGAUCGGUCAGAGUUCUGUGGACGUCCUCUUUUACUUUGUGGAGAUAGUUGAGGGAGGUCAUGGAGACUCAUGGGGACAGAGUUUCACUCGCCCUUUUAUUGGUCGGAAUGCUACUUUCUAUGUCUCUGUGACUGGAAGAGAUUCGGUCAUAGUGACUGACGUGCUUCUAGUUAAAGCUUCAGGAUCUGAUGUUGUUAAUGGAACUGUCAAAGCUGUCAGUGCGACAGACUUCCUGGUCAACAUUAACAGAAUCCCUGAGUGGGCGUUUGUGGUGCAGCUGAAAGGGCUGUUGAAUGACUCGUCAUCAGUUAGUCGAUUCCAGAGACAGUCACCCACCCAGCAUAAAGGAUCUAGAAUAACAGUCAUGGCCCAAUCACAGAACAUUACACAGCCUGGAGUCCCAUUGAGUCUCAACUUUACAGUGGCCACUAAUACUACAGGCGGCAACUACACUAUCAGAGCUCUGAAUGACCAGGGCUUCAGUGUGUCUUUCCCUAGCUCUCUUAUCCUUGAAACAGGCGGAAGCGCUCAAGGAAGUGUGACACUGACUGCACCCUCCGACACAGAGUCAGGGACGGAUGUCAAACUCACUAUUGAGGCAGAAGCUCCAGGAUCCACUGACCUGAAUUAUGUCACACUGCAACUCACUGUCUCAACAGCAAAUGCUAUUUUCAGUGGAUGUUACUCGCUUUCUGUGUGCCUUUCUUUCUUCUUUUUGAUUGUAUGUUUCUAAAUAACAUUUAGCACAGCAAGCAGUGUAUUUUAAAAUAUUUACUUGUCUUGAACUGUCUUGGGUAAAAGAGCCUUUGUAAAUAUCUAAGAAUCAAGGUUAAGGUUUACUACUGAUAUUUCAAUUUCACUUUCUGUU